CUAUGGCUCAUGAGGCCAUGAAUCCAUGAUCACAGAGAAAUGGAUAAGGUCGCUUCCCCCUCCCCCCUACAUCAUUCCCUUCGCUGCUACCCCCAUGCCGCAGACCUCCCGCCGCGAGGCGGCACACUACGAUAGCCUGCACGGGAGGCCCGCGUACUGCACGCCGGCGGACGAUGCCGCCUUUCACGCUACGGCCGCCGCCUGCACGUCCGCCCACAGGCCCACAUCUUCCCUGCUGUUCAACGACUGGAGGCCGCACUUUCUUCAGCCCCCAGCUCGCCGGCCGACGGAGAUGAACCUGCGAGGAAGCGCGUCAAGAUGGUGGGCACGCCCGUCGCGUCGAAGAUGGCGCCAGGGACCUCCGUGCGCGUGCGCCGGAGGGGCGCCAGGCUGCCAUGGAACCGAGGGCAAGGGCCCCUGCUGUGCAUCCUCGCGAGGAAGAGAACCAAGGUAGGAGAAGGGGUGACGGCGCCGGCGACCUCCGUGCGCGUGCGCCGGAUGGGCGCCCGGCUGCCACGGGUGCGCGUGCCUCGGCUCCGCUUGCACGCGAUGGGCAGAGGAGGGUGGUGGCUCCGCGCCGGGUCGACGCGCCGUUCCGGGCUGCGGAGGCACCGCGCAGAGGAGUCGCGCCAUCGAUGCCUGCCAUGAGGCGCCAGGAGGAAGUGCAGCAGCGUGGCGGGCAUGGGCAUAUUGCCACCCGCGCGGUGGCACCGGUGCGCGUGGGGGCUGACCGGGCUGUUGCACCAGUGCUACCGGCGGCCCGCCGCACAGGUGAUGUCAUGCGGCCCCGCAGGGGUGCGGACGAGCAGGUGGCGCCGCUAAACUUGCGCGCACCGGCGGUCGGAGGGGAGCUCGCGCGGCGCCCAGCGCGCGCGGUUUGCAUCGUGCCCCGUACGGCCGAGAUCGACCACGAAGACGAAGCACUCUCGAGGGCUUUGCUGGCUGUCAUCGUCGGCGUGCGACGGGCGGUCACCACAGAGGAGGUGGCCCACGCGCUGGAGGACGUCCACGGGCUGCCGCCGGCAAGCUUCUCCGUUCACUGCCACAGACCCGAGGACUUCCUCAUCUACUUCGCAUCGGCGGCGGACAAGGAUAGGGUGCUGGGUGAGGGCGUGCUGGAGUCGCUGUUCUUCCGGCUGCUCCUUCGGCCGUGGUCGCGGCGCACACACGCGCCCUCCGGCGGGCUCUGCGUGCACACUGAGCUCGAGAUUGAGGGCGUGCCGGCGAAUGCUUGGAGCCUCGCCACGGCGGAGGCCGUGCUCGCUCCGGCGGCUUGGGUGGAGCGCCUCCAUCCCCUAACGUGCAGCCGAGCCGACAUGGGGAUCUUCCGCCUCAGUGCAUGGAGCCUCGAUCCGGCGACGAUACCGCGGGAGGUUGACCUGCAUGUGGUUGAGCCGGACGACCCGCCGUCGUUGGAAGACAUAGCGGCGCCGACGCAGGCGGUGGUCCCGCCGCAUAUCAACACGCUGGCAUAUCCCCUCAUCGUGCACGUGACACGGACGACCGAUUUCCGUCGCUCGGCCCCGCGCGGCGAGGCUGACAGACGCGGGGAUGACGACGGUGGGCAGACGGCGGCGUGGCCGGCCAGGAGGCAGUACCAUUACACCAUUGGCGCGCCGGACUCGCUGCCUGGUGCGGGAGAUGGUGGCGGCGCUUCCUCGUCUGGCCAGGCUGGCGGUGGCGGGCGCGGGACCACUAGGACCCUGGCGUCCGGCGUGGUCGUCGGCGACCUAGACCAGCCCGCGUCGCGACUUGCGCAGAAGAAAAAGAGGAAGAGCAGAGGUGGGCGAAAGGUGAGGAGGCUGAAAGCGAUGGCACGGGCAGCUGAGAGCGCCGGCCGGCAAGACGAACAAGACCCUGACGCCAUGGCUCCGUUGGAGGAGGAUGGACCGGUCAAAAGCACAACCGCUGGCGUGGAAGGCGCGGCGGGAGCUGCAGGUGAGAGCGCCGCAAACGUAGGCGCCGUGGUGCUGGUGGGAUCGCUCGUGGUCCUGCCCGCCACUGCUGCCGCUGGCUGCCAGGGCUCUACCACGACCGCCGCAGCUGCGCGCCAAGGCCUGGUGACGACCGCGUUGGAGCCCCCUUCGGUCCAAGCUUCAACGCUGGAUUCUUGGGCAGGCCCGCUUGUUCCGCGGCCGCUGUUGGGCUUGGACGCCUUCACGGCCCAGGACCGAUCCACGGAGCCAGCGCGGGGAGAGGAAGCGAUUCAAACCGGGGUGCUGGGCUGGGCUGCUUGUCUGAGGCUGGGCCAGGUUCGACACUGGACCAAGACAGGGAUGUGGAUGCGCCUGCGGGGUUGGCUCCGAUCCUAGAGUUGACGAUGGGCACCACCUCCGACCCGCCGUCACAGGAGGUCGCCGGCGAGGUUGGCGCGGAGGAUGAGGUGGCUGAUGAGGAGAUUGUGGUGGAACAGCCCCUAGCGCGUGUCAUCCGCGACACAGGCGGGUUUACUGCAACACCUGCUCCGACUCCGUCCAUUUGCCGCUUUGCCUCGCCACCGUUGGUGUUUAACAGGUCCCGUCCUGCUGCUGCGUCUAGGCCACGGGAUGCCCCGGCUAGACCUAGGACGCUUGGCGAGUUCCUGAUGGCUGCGAAGUCCCGCUCGGAUGCCCUCAUGCAGACUCCGGCCGUGAGGCGCAGGUUGGUGGAGCUCAACUUCCAGCCACGCCGCAGCUCGAGGAUCGCAGGGCAACCAGGAGGACUGAGCUCGGAGAUGAAGGCGGUGUGAAAUCUGAUGCGCAAGCUCGGUCUUCUCGCUGGGGAUGAGGCGCCGUCAGAGGCUGCACUGGAAGCAUACCAUAAGAUGUACGAGCUACCCCUGACAGACGACAUGAUCGAGGCCAUUGCGGAGUUCUACGGGUGGACGUUGGGUACUAUCAGAGGCUGUUCCCCACCCUUGCUGGGGAUGUCGGGUGGUCUCCUCAUUGAGGUAUGACCCCGACAGGGUUAAUCGGGUGUUUCUUACAUAGUUCCGAUGUUGUACGAACCAAAGAUUUUGGUGGCCAAUGUGCGAGGCCUCAAUGAUCGCGCACGGCGUUCAGGUGUUAGGAGUGUUGUGGCUACUACGGGUGCGUCUAUUGUAUGUCUUCAGGAGACAAAGCUAUCGGUUGUAACUCUUUCCAUUGUCAUGGAAACGCUUGGCGCGGACUUUGAUGCUUACUUCUGCUUGUCGGCUGUUGGGACGAGAGGUGGGGUGAUUGUUGCGUGGGUGAGCAGGUUGGUGCAGCUGGAUAGCGCCCACUACGGUGACAACAGCAUCACCGCUAGGGUGUCCCCCAUUGGGACGGUCCAUGGUGGUGGUUGACGUGUGUCUAUGGCCCACAGGUUGAGGCUGACAAGGUCGCCUUCCUCGCAAAGCUCCGCGACAUUCGCGGAAUCCACCAGGGCCCUGGGCUAUCUGCGGGGACUUCAACAUGAUCUACCGCGAUGAGGACAAGAACAAUGGGAACCUGAACCGCAGGAUGAUGGGCCGAUUUCGCUGCUUUCUGAACGACUGCGAGUUGAAAGAGAUCUACCUGCACGGGCGCCGCUACACUUGGUCGAAUGAGAGGGACACACCCACUCUCGUCCGGUUGGAUCGGGUGUUUACCACGUUGGCCUGGGAGGAGAUGUUCGGUAGCUGCAUGUUGCGCUGCCUGGGACGGUAGUGGCAGAUCAUUGCCCUCUCCUCCUGGACUGUACCUCAAAACCCGCAGGGCGAAAAGGUUUCAGCUUGAACGGUUCUGGCUAAGGUUGGAUGGGUUCAGUGAGGUGGUGCAGAACAGUUGGGAUGUGGUGGAUGGAGACCCGGACCCUUUCUGGCGGCUCACCGCUAAGCUCAAACGGAUGGCGCGCAGCCUUAUGAGCUGGAGCGAUAAGAAGGUUGGUUCGGUCAAGCUGUAGCUGAUGUUAGCGCGGGAGGUUGUGCUGAGGUUGGACAUCGCCAUGGAAUCGCGACUGCUAUCUCCGGAUGAACCUCGACUCCGGGCCCACCUAAAGCACGCCUACUUGGGUCUAGCCUCCCUUGAGCGCACUAUGGCCCGGCAGAGGGCUAAGAUCGCUUGGCUGAGAGAGGGCGACGCCAACACAUCAUUCUUCCACCAGCAUGCGGCUUAUAGGCGCCAGAAGAACGUGAUCCACAACCUUCAGGCAGAUGGCGCGGUCAUUUCUGACCAUGCGGCCAUGGCUGAAGCGACCUUUACGCACUUUGAGGGUCUGCUCGGGACAUUGGUAGACCGGUUGCACUCGCUGGACUUGGACUUUCUGGGCACUCACUCAGAAGACCUCUCCGAGCUUGAGGCUGCGUUCACUGAGGAUGAGAUCCGGGAGGUGAUUAGGCGCUUGCCGCCGGGCAAAGCGCCAGGCCCGGAUGGAUUCACGGCCGAAUUCCUGCAGAAAUGCUGGAGCACGGUCAAAGGUGAUUUCAUGGCAACGUUCGACAAGUUGUUCACGAUGUGUGGGCGCGGGUUUCAAGGCCUGAACCAGGCACUGAUGAUACUGCUGCCUAAGUGCCCGGAUGCGGCGGCGCUGGGUGACUACAGGCCGAUUAGUCUGAUCCACAUCUUCGCCAAGCUGGUGGCAAAGACGAUGGCUUCUCGGCUAGCACCUAGGAUGGAGUCGCUGGUGGAUCGUAACCAAUGUGCGUUCAUCCGCAAACGGUGCAUCUAUGACAACUUUAUGUUGGUACAGCAGACAGCUAGAUUCCUACACGGACGAAAAGAGCCGCGGGUGAUGCUCAAGCUGGAUAUCGCUCAUGCGUUCGACUCGGUCUCGUGGGGGUUCCUCAUGGAGAUCCUUCGCAAGAUCGGGUUUGGCCCUAGGUUCCGCGAGGUGGUGUCCAUUUUUCUAUCCACGGCAAGUACCAGGGUGAUGCUCAAUGGCGAGCCAGGCCCCCCCAUCUGGCAUAGGAGGGGUCUGAGACAAGGGGACCCCCUGUCGUGAUCGUUGUUCGUCUUGAUGAUGAUCUCGCUUAACAGGUUGCUGGCCAAGGCCAUUGAGUUGGGUAUCCUGAGGCGUCUGGCUCGGCGGGACUUGGUAACAUCGGUGUCGCUAUACACGGAUGAUGUGGUGAUCUUCUGCCACCCAGAUGAGACGGAAUUGCGUGCCGUCCGCGGCAUUGUAGAUCUCUUUGGGCAGGCAUCAGGACUACGAACCAACUUCGCCAAGUGCUCGGUCUCCCCGAUUGCCUGCUCGGACGAAGAGGCUGUUGGCGCCGCUGAGCUCAUGGAGUGCCAGCUGGCGCCGUUCCCGGUGAAGUACCUCGGCAUCCCGCUCUCCAUCAGGAGGCUGUCGGCUGUAUCUUUCCAGCCCCUGGUGGACCAGCUCGCCGACAAACUUCCCACUUGGCGGGCAUCCAUGAUGCCAAGGGCGGGGCGUUUGGCGCUGAUACGCGCGGUCCUUGCGGCUAUUCCCCUGCAUCAGCUUAUGGUGUUGGGGCUGGACAAGAGGACGCUGAAGCAGGUCAACAAGAUCCUGCGCGGCUUUCUCUGGGCUGGGAGGACGGAUGCCAAUGGCGGUCACUGCCACGUCAACUGGUCCCGGGUCUGCCGGCCGCCUCGGCUGGGUGGUCUGGGAAUCCCCGACUUGGCACGCACCGCGAUCAGUCUGAGGGUGCUAUGGAUUUGGAGGAUGCGUACAGACCCCACGCGGCCGUGGCGUGGGCUCGACAUGCAGUUCUCGAAGGUGGAGCUUGAUGUCUUCAUGGCCUCCACUUUUAUGGAGGUUGGCAAUGGGGAAUCCGCUCUCUUCUGGGAGGACAAAUGGUUGGAUGGCAGGUCCAUCAAGGAGAUGGCGCCGGAGGUGUAUGCGCUGGUACCUAAACGCCACCGAAAGGCGCGUACGGUUCGGGAAGCGCUGGUUGAUCGCGCUUGGAUCCCUGACAUUGCCGGAGCGCCGAGUGCCCUGGCUCUGUGGUAGUAUGUACAACUCUGGGGAAGACUCAAGGAUGUUCAACUGUCGACGGAGCACGAUAGGAUGAUAUGGCGCUGGACGAUGGAUGGCUAGUACACUUCUCGUUCUUGCUAUGACACCCUCUUUCAGGGGGCCAUCACCUCAGGGUCGUGGGAGCUGAACUGGAAAUCCUGGGCGCCGCCAAGAGUGAAGUUCUUUAUCUGGUUGGCCUGCUUGGAUAGGUGCUGGACGGGUGAGAGGCUGGCGCGACGGGGCCUGCCGCAUGCGCCUAGAUGCCCGCUGUGCGACCAGGCUGUGGAGACCAUGACACACCUGCUCACCGGGUGCUCGUUCUCCAGGGUGGUGUGGUACGAGGUCCUCUCGUGGAUCCGAUCAACCUCAGGGCCUCCCACGAUUGAGGGCGACUUCGCGGACUGGUGGUCGCUGGUGGUGCGGACCGCCCCUUGCCAGCUGCGCAAAGGCACUUCGUCGAUGAUCAUGCUUACGGCGUGGUGGAUAUGGAAACACAGGAAUGCUGCAGUCUUCGACAACGCACUUCCCUCGGUGACGUCCCGAUUCAACGACAUUAGGUCUGAGGCGCGUCAGUGGGCGGACGCGGGUAAACGCCAGCUCCUCCCUAGAUUAGUUUCUUCUCUUGGGUUGAGUUGUAAGGCGUGGUGUGUGUGCCCUCUCGGGGGUUUGUACAUAUAACCUUCUUUCUAUCAAUGCAUCGAAACGCAAUGCUUUUGCGUUUUCGAAAAAAGAAUGGAAGUGCUAGCAAGACAUGCAAAGUUCAAGAUGCAGAUGUCUGUUAAUCACCGCGUGUGGCAGAGCACUAGAAGAGAGGACGGAGGAGUGGAGAUCGAAGGGAGCAGUCAGGAGGCAGAAAGAAAAGUAGGGAGGUGGUGCCGAGGGUGGGGUAUGAAGGGAAAGAGAGAAAUGGCAUGCCGAGGAAAGACGAGUGGCACAAAUAUUUGAGCCAUCUCCAGCUGGGAAUCGGCUCCUAACUCUACGAAAGGAACAAGUCUGCACAUGAAGUUUAUCUAAGAUAUUACAGGCCAGAGGUAAAAAAUGAAGAUAAUACGAGGCCAAAGGUACAAUGGUCUACUAAGAAAUAUGUAUUGUUAAUCAUGCACAAUGAGGAACAUUAAUUUAUACCCCCCGUCCAUAAUCAGAUGAAAAGGAUCAGCCACAUUCCGUAGUAUCAUCAUGUCAUUUGUCACUGAACCAGACUCAGUUGAAUGCAGAGCAGGUGUAGAUGCAACUAUCUUCCCGGGGCAACAACUUUGUACAACAUACAGAGGUGGCUCUGACAGAUGAAGUCUUUGAGGAGGCACGAUCAUGUGAAAAUGAACAAGAGCUACUUUUUUACAACCCCGAUUGUGCUUCAUCUCGUUUGCUCGCUUGUAUGCGUUGAAUUGGGACUCAAAGUAUGCAUCUUGAGGUAGUUCUCCGUAGUGGAGCAGAGGCCACAAAAUGCUAUUCGAGUAACUGUUGUGAUACUCUUGAACAAUAUCUUGGCCUAAGAAUACGGACACGCAUCCCUGUUUUAUGCUUAAGCACACUUAGCAUGCGAUUUAUCACCACAAAGGAGUACUAUACUGUAUUGAAUCACUGUUAAGAGCAUCCACAACAGGGUGCUUACACACAUGCGCUAGGGAUUAAAUCACAGGCCGUUUUGCCCAUUGCUGGUCGUUUUGCUGAUGCGAGGAAAACGACCACGAAUUGGGCAAAACUGUUGGGUUUUAAUCUCUAUCGCUUGUGUGUAAGCGUCCUAUUGUGGAUGCCCUUACAAUUUAUUCAAUAUGGUAUAGUACUCCUUUGUCAUGAUAAAUUGCAUGUUUAAGUGUGCUUAAGUAUAAAAUAGGAAUGUGGGUCCGUAUUCCCAGGCGAAGAUAUUGUUCAUGAGUACCACAACGGUUACUCGAAUAACAUUUCGUGGCCUCUACUCCACUACAGAGAAUUACCAUAAGAUGCAUACUUCAAAUCCCAGUUCAACGCAUACAACGAGCAAACCAGAUAUUCGCCGAUGUUGUAUACCAGCACAACAAGUCAAGUGAUGUUAUAUGGGCACAUGAUUAUCAGCUCAUGUGGUUUCCGAAAUGUAUAAGGAAAAAGGCAUCAACAUCAAGGUCGGGUGGUUUAGUCACACCCCUUCCCCAGCAUGGAGAUGUUCUGGAUGCUGCCACACCGCACAGAGCUGCUUCGCUCACUACUUUCUGCUGAUUUAGUCGGUAACAUCUAGGAAAUGCUUUCUUUACACACGCUAAAGAAAAGACGUUAUGAAUCAGUUGUUUCAUCGGAUAAGUCCCGGCGCCAGGGACGCACACCUGCCCGGCCCCUGACCCUGUGAGGACGUCCACGUUGUCCAGCCAGUGGAGCACGGCCAGCAUGGCGUCGUGCGGCUGCUCCAUCCAGUCUCGCCUCAUUCUCCUCCUCCGGCGGAAGGGCCUCCAGCUCCAGGAAAACAAAAGGCGUGGCCGUGGCCAUCGUGUUGUGCCGUGUGCAGGAGGCAGGCAGCGUGGACGGGAAUGAGUGAGUGACCGUCUCGUCUCCAGUGCGCGCGUCGGCUGAAUUCAAGGUAAUCUGCAUCGCAUUUUCUGAUCUGAUUUCUGGAAGAAACCUGACUAACGCAGAACACCAUGAGGCACUCGCGGGGCUGUGCCAGGCCUUCUGCGGCGAGGGCGCCACGACAGCGUCCUGUCCCUCGCCGCCGACGCGGCGCCUCCGCUGAGGAGCCUUCGGAUCAUCUCCGGCGACAUGAUCGUCGACAAUAGGCUCAAGCUCACGGUCACAAAGUUCACUCUGAGCUGGAGCUGUGCACGGGGACGUGCGAGACCAUCGGCACCGCCUGCCCUCUCCUGAAGCGCCUCCGUCUGAACAGUAAACAGUUCUUCAUAUGGUACACUGAGAAUGUUGACCGAGAAGCCAUGAGGAUCGCCACCAUGCGACGGCUCCCCUCGCUCCAGCUCUUCGCGAAGCCUCUCAGUCUCAGCAACCACGGUCCAUCCUCAACGGGUGCGCGCGGCUGGAGUCUCUUGACGUCCACCACUGUUUCAGUGUGGUGAUGGGUGGUGGCGCGACCCGUGGAACAUGCCGGAGUACGUCCACUGGGACGAGCUGGUCUGCUUUGGUGAACAAACCUUGUGUUGUCUAGGCUUUAGGUUCCUAAUUUCAGCCAUGGCAGAAGUCUGCGCACUGACUGACCAUGUGCAGUUUCAGUUAAGCUCAGUUAGCCGGAUAACUGCUUUGCGCACAGAUUUUCAGUCAGCUGGAUAUAUAAGCGAGCUAGGUGUAAGUCCACGCCCUGCACGAUUUGGUUGUUCGAUA
Molecule: messenger RNA, 9198 nt
Organism: Lolium perenne
Lineage: Eukaryota; Viridiplantae; Streptophyta; Magnoliopsida; Poales; Poaceae
Source: RefSeq, a predicted model, not a curated record